Messenger RNA from Diaporthe amygdali, 2025 nucleotides. RefSeq lists its product as uncharacterized. NCBI's taxonomy places the organism in Eukaryota, Fungi, Ascomycota, Sordariomycetes, Diaporthales, Diaporthaceae. Gene Ontology annotation, molecular function: histone deacetylase binding. Gene Ontology annotation, biological process: negative regulation of transcription by RNA polymerase II. The transcript has 4 exons. Bases 1 to 2025 code for a protein of 674 amino acids. Gene Ontology annotation, cellular component: Sin3-type complex. The record is from RefSeq and is a predicted model, not a curated record.
AUGGCAACAGGCGGUACGGCGCCGCCCAUAGCAAUGACCAAUCACCCUCACUCGCUGCUCGACCAAGACAGCACGGUGUCGAGCCCUCUCAGUGAGGUCGAAGACAAGGAUGCGGAGCCCGAUGAAAUGGAUAUCGACGUGAACAGCAACCACUCCGACGGCGACGAGCCUCCCAAGCCUGAAAAUGGUCGCGCACACGACCCCGCCGCCCAGCCACCACACGACGACUCCGACUCCAACCUCUCAGAAAUCGAGACGAACGACUCCGAGGCCGAAACAGAGCGCCUAUAUGACACACCGCGCAAGAACAAUGCUCAAACAAGCGACUUAGUUUCGAGUGCCAAAAUCGACCCCAAACAAUCCCCCAGCAAAGCUGCCCGUCCCUUUCAGAGAAGCUCGAGCAAACUACAAGGCCAAACACAACCUGGCGUGAGAGUUGAGUCUGGGGGCGACGAUAAUGAUGGUCUCUCUGACGACCGUCAUGAUGCCGACGACGAAGACAAGGGCUCCACUGUCGACAGCGAAGCAGACUCUGAGAAAGAGGAAGGAGAAACACGGGGGAAGGUCUCACAAACUCAGCGCACCAAGUCGCAAGAGUCGCAUAUCAUUGCAAGCUCUACGCUUGCUGGUAGUGGUAGUGACAACUCCCUGGCAGACUCGAAGAAACGCAAAAGAUCACCUGUGAGAGACCGAUCCGUUUCCAACCAGCCACUACGGAAAAGGGCAGCCUCAAUUCCAGACCCAGGCGACGAGUCGUCUUCUCUUUCUAAGGUCGAGUCAGAAGACGUUGCUUUAAGCAACAUCACGGGAAACAAGAGCGCUGAGCAUACUGCCGAUGAGGAUGACGAAGAAACAGCAGCAAAAAACGCAGGAGACAUCGCGGACUCUGUCGAGAAACCGACGAAUGAGAUCGGCAAGCCUAAGAAGUCGAAACGCAGUACGAAGAAGCGAAAGGCCUCUUCAGAAACCGCCGAGGAGACACAUGAAGGGGAAGAACCGACCGCAACACCCAUCCAGACGGUCGAGGAUGAACAAGCCGAGGGUGGAAUCGACGAGGAAGCCGAGGCCGCCCAUAAAAAUGAGGAAGAAUUGGAGAAGAAACGGAGUGCUUUCGAUCAGCUCUCCUCAAUUGAGAAGAACUUUGCAGUUCUUAGGGAUCGACUAUACGAAGAGCGACUUGCGCAACUCAACGAAGAAGAAGCGAUGCUUACUAGCGACAAUCCGACCCACCCCGAAUACCUGGCCAUGAUGCACUGCAUUGACAGCCGCCGAGACGACAGGGUAAAAGUCGUUGAGCUCGAGUACAAGUUCAAUAUGGAGGCUCUGGACCGUUGGGCUGUGGCCCGGCGAGCGCAGAUUCUCUCUCAGUUCUUCCAGAGUGCGCGCGAAUUGAGAGAAAAGUACGUGGAUGAGCUUGGCAGACAAUGGUACGAGAUACAACAUGAGCGCCGGCGCAAUGCCAAUCCUAUACCAGACUACGGCUUCCGUUUCCCCAAAACGAAGGCAGAGCAGAAGAGGCACGCGAUUGCGCAAGGAAAGGAGACGUCUAUACUGGCUGGCAUCGCUCAGCACCAUGGGUUCCCAGCAGCGCCGGAUAUGCGGGGUGCAUCAUCAGCAGAGGUCGAGGAUGACUUUGAGGCAAUGGCUCGAGCGCGACAAGGGACACAUCCGGCGGCGGCGCAGCGCAUGCCAUUACAUGACUAUGCCGCCGCGGCACAAUUCGGACAAGCCCUCGGACCUGCGGGCCAAGAAUACAUCGAAAGCCACGCAUGGGCGAAUCCAAAACAUCCCUCUCAUGGCGCAACCUCCCGGCGUCAGUCACAUGGUGCUGCGUAUGCUGGCCCUCCAGCCUUGAUGGGCCACGCGAGGGCAUCGCACCAACCCGCAGGCGGAAUGUGGUUUGCCAAUGGUCAAUUGAACGGCGAUGCCAACCAGAGACAUCCUACCAUUACGGCGGAUGCGGAGCCAGCGCACCCACGUCGAGUGGUAGAGACGGUCAAAUCCAAGCGCGAGGCGGUCGCAUGA